GUCAGCUGGAGCGUCAGUGAAACCUUAGCCACCACACAGAGGAGUAAACAAAGCUGCAGGAAUGGACUACUUCCUGUAUUUCUCAGCUGGGACCUGGACACUACUGGUUGCCUUCAUCACUCUGUUUAUUGUGUACGCCUACUGGCCGUAUGGAAUAUUUAAGAAAUUAGGCAUCCCAGGUCCAAAGCCAAUCCCUUUCUUUGGGACUAUGCUGGCAUAUAGAAAGGGAUUCAUAAACUUUGAUGAAGAGUGCUACAAGAAAUAUGGAAAAACAUGGGGUAUUUUUGAUGGUCGUCAGCCGGUGCUGUGCAUCACAGAUCCUGCCAUGAUAAAAACAGUUCUGGUCAAGGAGUGUUACUCUUUCUUCACCAAUCGCAGAAAUUUCCGCCUGAAUGGGCCAUUGUAUGAUGCUGUGUCCAUUGCUGAGGAUGACCAUUGGAAGAGGAUCCGCAGUGUCCUCUCUCCCUCCUUCACCUCAGGAAGACUGAAAGAGAUGUUUGACAUCAUGAAGCACCAUUCCUCUAACCUCGUCAACAGCAUGAAACAGAAAGCAGACAAAGAUCAGGCCCUAGAGCUGAAGGAGUUCUUUGGACCCUACAGUAUGGACGUUGUAACCAGCACUGCCUUCAGUGUGGACAUCGACUCACUCAACAACCCCUCAGAUCCAUUUGUCGGUAACAUCAAGAAGAUGCUGAAGUUUGACCUUUUUAAUCCUCUCUUCCUUGCUAUAGCCUUUUUCCCUUUCCUUGGUCCUAUUUUUGAGAAAAUGGAGUUCUCAUUUUUCCCCGCCUCAGUCACAGACUUCUUUUAUGCUUCACUUCAGAAGAUCAAGACCAAUCGUGAGAAUAGCAAGCAAAAGAGUCGAGUAGAUUUUCUUCAGUUAAUGAUUGACUCUCAGACUUCCAGUGGAGCAGAUGAAUAUAAAGGUUUGAAUGAUCAUGAGAUCCUCUCUCAAGCUAUGAUUUUCAUCUUUGCUGGCUACGAAACAAGCAGCAGCACUCUCACUUUCUUGGCCUACAAUCUGGCAACAAACCCUGAUAUCAUGAAGAAACUGCAGGAGGAGAUAGACACAACCUUCCCUAACAAGGCAUCUGUGCAGUACCAGGAGUUGAUGCAGAUGGAGUAUCUCGACUGUGUCAUCAAUGAAUCUCUCCGACUCUACCCUAUCGCCCCACGUCUUGAGCGUGUUGCCAAAGCGUCUGUGGAGAUAAACGGCCUAGUGAUUCCAAAAGACAUGGUUGUCAUGGUACCCACAUGGCCCCUGCACCGUGAUCCCGAUGUGUGGCCCGAACCAGAGGCCUUCAAACCUGAGAGGUUUAGCAAAGAAAACAAGGAGACAAUUGAUCCAUACUCAUACAUGCCUUUUGGGACGGGACCGAGAAAUUGCAUUGGGAUGCGAUUUGCUCUUGUGAUGAUGAAACUAGCAGUGGUGGAGAUUCUCCAGCGAUACAGCUUUUCCACAUGUGAAGAAACAGAGAUCCCCUUCGAAAUGGACAUUCAGGGCCUCCUGAUGCCAAAACGACCAAUCAAACUGAAGCUGGUGCCUCGCUCAUAACUUU
Molecule: messenger RNA, 1559 nt
Organism: Sphaeramia orbicularis (orbiculate cardinalfish)
Lineage: Eukaryota; Metazoa; Chordata; Actinopteri; Kurtiformes; Apogonidae
Product: cytochrome P450 3A30
Exons: 13
Coding region: 62-1555 (497 amino acids)
Molecular function (GO): iron ion binding; heme binding; steroid hydroxylase activity
Source: RefSeq, a predicted model, not a curated record